ACUGACCAUAUAUUUUUUAUUUGCCUUUGCAUAAACUGUUGUCCUAGAGAGCACAGACACUGAAAACAGCACAACAGGCAGAUUAUAGUUAUAACAAUUCCGAUUAAGCUUAAUACAAAAGGUCUAAGCCAUCCUGUAAGGGAAGGCAACCAAUUAGUGAGCCAACUAAGAGAUGUGUCUUUGGGGAUUUUAGCUAUAUCUUCGGCUUUUUGGAUAUGGACAGCUGCAUCAUUGAGGUGGGUUUGUACUAUUGUAAAAGAACUGUUAACCCAAACACAACAUUCUGGUUCAAUAACCGCACAAGCUCCUCCUUGAGCAGCAAGGAGAAAAUCCAGGGCUAUACGGUUUUGAAUUACCAUUUGUUGGAGUUCUUCUUGGGUGUCAGCCAAGGCAGCAACGGCCUUCGAGAGUUCCUUGUGACCUUCACUGAAUUUAUGAGCCAUGAUUUUUAUCACAGCUUGCAAACGUAGUGUAAAUCUUUUAAGACAAGCAGUGCCUAUUCCUGGGAGUAUACCUGCUAAAGAACACCCGACUAAUACUCCUGUGAUAUGAAAAUGAUAACUCUACUUGACUCUGGACCUGAUUUUUGAUAGGCUCCAUUUCUCUUCUUGUCUUUAUGGGAAGUGUUCACAAGAUUUGUGCUGUGAAAGAAAAACUGUCAGAUGGCUUCAGAAUCUAUGCUCCCAGAGCAGGCAAAAACUCAUCUGAUAAAGAGGAAAAGGCAGCAGCAGCAACAGCAAGAGAGAUCUUCAAACAGUGAUAGUGAAGAUGAAAUCUUUAUCUUUGAAGCCAAUGAAGCAUGGAAGGACUUUCACAACUCUCUCCUUCACUUCUAUGAAGCUGGGGAGCUCUGUGACAUUACGUUGAAGGUUGGUUCAAAGCUAAUCUCCUGCCAUAAGCUGGUGCUGGCUUGUGUUAUCCCUUAUUUCAGAGCCAUGUUCCUUUCUGAAAUGGCUGAAGCCAAACAGACACUGAUUGAGAUUAGGGACUUUGAUGGUGAUGCCAUAGAAGAUUUAGUGAAGUUUGUCUACUCCUCCCGACUUACUUUGACUGUUGAUAAUGUCCAGCCUCUCUUAUAUGCAGCCUGCAUUCUUCAGGUGGAGCUUGUAGCAAAAGCUUGCUGUGAAUAUAUGAAGCUACAUUUUCAUCCCUCCAACUGCCUGGCAGUGAGGACCUUUGCAGAGAGUCACAAUCGUAUUGACUUGAUGGACAUGGCUGACCGAUAUGCAUGUGAACACUUUACUGAAGUGGUGGAAUGUGAGGACUUUGUCAAUGUGUCACCUCAGCACCUGCAUAAACUUUUGUCUUCCAAUGAUCUGAACAUUAAGAAUGAAAAGCAGGUUUAUAGUGCUGCUAUCAAGUGGUUUCUUGCCAAUCCCCAGCAUCGUACUUUAUGGUUGGAUGAAAUACUUGCUCAGGUACGUCUGCCUUUGUUGCCCAUUUGUUUCCUUAUGGGUGUAGUGGCAAAAGAAGAGAUUGUUAAACAGAAUCUAAAAUGCAGGGAUUUGCUGGAUGAAGCGAAAAACUACCACCUUCACCUGAGCAGCAGGGCAGUGCCAGACUUCGAGUAUUCCAUCCGCACAACACCAAGGAAGCAAACUGCAGGUGUGUUGUUCUGUGUUGGUGGUCGAGGUGGAUCAGGUGACCCAUUUCGCAGCAUCGAAUGCUACUCCAUAAACAAAAACAACUGGUUCUUUGGUCCUGAAAUGAAUAGCAGGAGGAGGCACGUGGGUGUAAUCUCCGUGGGAGGUAAAGUAUAUGCAGUAGGUGGACACGAUGGAAAUGAGCAUUUAGGCAGCAUGGAAGUGUUUGAUCCCCUCACUAAUAAGUGGAUGAUGAAAGCAUCAAUGAACACUAAAAGGAGAGGAAUUGCUCUAGCUUCCCUUGGUGGCCCCAUUUAUGCAAUAGGAGGGUUAGAUGACAACACUUGCUUCGGUGAUGUGGAGAGAUAUGACAUUGAAUCUGAUCGAUGGAGUGGAGUAGCAUCAAUGAAUACACCCAGAGGAGGAGUUGGCUCUGUGGCUCUUGUGAAUUAUGUGUAUGCUGUUGGUGGCAAUGAUGGUGUAGCCUCUCUUUCCAGUGUUGAGAAAUAUGACCCCCAUCUGGAUAAAUGGAUAGAAGUGAAGGAGAUGGGCCAACGAAGAGCUGGUAAUGGGGUUAGUGAACUCCGCGGUUGCUUAUAUGUUGUAGGUGGUUUUGAUGACAACUCUCCACUGAGCUCUGUUGAACGGUUCGAUCCUCGCAGUAACCAGUGGGAAUAUGUUGCAGAGCUUACAACCCCCAGGGGUGGAGUUGGUAUAGCAACGCUGAUGGGUAAAAUUUUUGCAGUUGGUGGUCAUAACGGCAAUGCAUACCUGAACACAGUGGAAGCUUUUGAUCCACUGGUGAACAGGUGGGAGCUUGUGGGAUCUGUCUCUCACUGCAGAGCUGGGGCAGGCGUCGCUGUGUGUUCUUGUCUUUGUAGCCAGAUCCGAGAUGUGGGUCAAGGAUCCAACAAUGUGGUUGACUGCAUGUGAACAAGUCUCUUGGAUUUCUCCAGAAUUCAAGUGGAAAACUGAAAAUUGCAGUAUGGAGGGACAUGACCUCAGCAGUGCUGCUCUGAGGUUUUUAAACCUACUGCUACAUUAUAAGGUAGACAAAAACCCUGAAAGCAUCUUGCAUGUGAUAAUGCAAGUUAUGGACAGCAUUCUGAAUCUUUUGAGUUAAAAUAGUCUGGGCAGAUAUGGAAUAAGGUCUAGCUUCUACUUUAAAAAAUAACCAGGGAUGUGUUUUCAAGUUUCCAAAAGUACAGAUAUGCUUGAGACCUUUGUUCUAGACUGAUAAUUAAACAAUAAAAGGGGAUAAAUUGUAGCGAAGCGAAUGUGCUUUGCAUUGUUGACUUUGACAGCACAUCCCACCUAAAUGUGUUUCUUAGGCUGGUAUAAAUUCUAGAUGUACAUUAAAAAUGACACCUUGGUGUUAAUCAGAAUUCAGUCUUAAAGAAUUGCUAGUUCUACAGCAUUUUACCAAUAUGAGUAAAGCUUUUGGUUGGUCUAAAGUAUAUGCAUCUCAUUUAUACAUAAAAAAGUAUACAGGUUAAUUGCCAGAACUUUAAGACUGUGGGUAUUCAACCCACAUUUAGUCUAUUUGUGGUAGAGCUGAGGUCCAGAGUACUGCUUGGUCUGUGUGGAGUUUAGAACAUUCUUCCUCAUGUCUAAAGUGUCCCCUGUAGAAAAGUUAAGUGUUAUAACAGAAAGCAUCCCUGAGGCUUCCUGUGUACUUUUCUUCUAUUUUUAGAAUAAGGUCUGUCUAGACAUGCACAACUUACAUGGUCUCUUGGAGCUUUUACAUUUGAUUGAUUUUAUGGAAACAGGAAUACCAUUGUUGGAAGACGUCACCAUGUCUAAAUGUUAUCCAGCUGAAAUCUAUCUUCCAACGUAACAAAGUGGCUAACAUUUUCAGUUUUUCAAUUCCAGCAACAACUUAGUGGCGGUGAGGCUGCUGGUUCUUUAUUAAAGAGCUCAGUUGUUAAGUAUUCAGACAACCAAGCAGCAAAUCUUCAAAUGAAAAAUCCUUGAUCAAGUUUUCCAGUGGUUUCUAAACCAAAGAAAAUAAGCAGAAAAAUGAUCUGGAGUCUAACAGUGUUGUUAUUGCCAAAGAUGUGUACAGACACUUGCUGAUUUGAUCUAUUUUUGAAUUGGAACAUAACUGUCCUGCCAUAAUAUCUAUUGCCACAUUGAAAGAUGUGUCCUAAUCCUGAUUUAAGCUACUAACGAGUUGUAGUUACUUAUGCACAUAGUGUAUAUUAUUUAAUUGCCACUUCUAACCUGAAUCUCUUCUAUGUAUUACCUCAACCUUUACCUAGUUGUAUGAUGUGAUUUUUUUUUUUUUGGGGGGGGUGCAGCUAGGAAGUUCUCUGAAAUCUUCCAGCUUGUAUAUGUUCACAAUUUUCUUAGUGGCAUGUAGCACUACCACUGUUCAGCCCUCUCUAUUGUUGCACUAAAGUAAUUAAAGAUGUGGGUGUGAACAGUUUACAAUAAUUGGCGAGAAUAUUCUGGCCUCUGCUCCUAAUGUAUUGAACACACAAGUAAAACUACUUUUACAAUAAAACGCCCAAAGAGGCAGUCUUACGUAGUCCUUCCAAAUGGUACAUGAAGACUUGCAUGGCCAGGCAUUGUCCGAGCAUUAGGGUGCAAUUAGGUGUUGUUCCUUUUCAUGCUCAUUACUCUCUAAACUAAGUUCUCUUCUGAGUUUUUAUAUAUUCUUUUACAGUUGUCUUCUAUGUCUCUCAUGUGGUCAGACCACAAAUUCUGACUAAUCACCUUUUACAGCAGUCAUCUUCCUGUUAGGCUGCUGUCUGCAUUCUGUUUUCUCUGACUGUGAGCACACAUCCUCUCAAUAUUCUUACUGACAUGGAUUAUAAAGAGGUCACCCUAAACUAUGAAACGCUUGCUAUUGCUUUCAGUUAACAGCAUUAGUUAUGCCAAGUCACAAAAUGGCAUUACUUAUGAUAAGCAUUUUGCUAAGGUUGUUUCAGGCCUACACUAUCCUAUUGAUUAGUUGGGUGCAGUACAGUAUUUGUCUUUGAAUUGGCCUUAGUUUUACAAUAGGUAUCUUGACAGGACAGCUUUGUUGAAAUUUCAUUUGCCUUGACCUUGCCUUAAGUUGCCUUCCUUCUAGCUUCAUUUGUAUAUUUAAAUGUGGUUCAUUGGAAUAUUUUAAUUAUUCAAUGUUUACCCUAUUAUAGCCACCACAGAUGUUAAACAUUUGGUAGGUACUAUAUAUGGAAUUAAUGCUGAUAUUUAUAAGAAUAUCAUGCAUAUUCUUAGAGGGAAAGAUGACUUGAAAUUGAAACCAGCAGUAGAGUUGAGAAACUGUAAGGCAAGGCAACAUUGCACUGUACAGAGAGCGACUAUUUUAUACACUGCUUGUAUAACUGAUGAGCAGUUUUUGGCAUAGACCACUACAAGUUCACAUGCCUGAAUUUUCCUGAAGAGACCAGCAGUUGACUGAAAUUUUACAUGACCAAAGUUUGACAUUAAAUAAUUGUUAGAAGGGAUGAGGGAGCAGUGUAUAGGAACAAAUAUUCUUCAGCUCCCUCUGUGCAAAAAUGAAGUUUAUUUCCUACCGAUGGGGACUCUUUACAAUCUUGUACCAUCUAUACUUUUCCCAGAGCCUGAUGAAGGGACUUGGAUCCCAAAAGCUUGCAGAAAAGGACAGUUUUCUUGCCAUUUUCCAGUUGGUCUAAUAAAAGGUAUCAUUUUGGAACCAAGAGUUCUUGUUUUUUGUGGGUGAAUCUGAAAUUCAGUAUGAUUGUAGGGAGAAUAUCUUCAUCACAAAUCUCAAAGCACACUGUUUCUGUACUGCGCUGCCAUGUUUUAAAACUUGUAUUUCAAAUUGCUAGUGAUUCAUGAUAUUCAGGCAACAAAGUGAAGAAUGGAUUCUUGUAAAUAAAUGUGGAAGUUGCAAUAAGAACAUUUGUAUUGCAAGAUGCUCUUUCAGUGCAACAGGUUUGCUACA
Messenger RNA from Alligator sinensis (Chinese alligator), 5499 nucleotides. RefSeq names its product kelch like family member 8 (gene KLHL8). The transcript is spliced from 10 exons. The record is from RefSeq and is a predicted model, not a curated record. Lineage: Eukaryota; Metazoa; Chordata; Crocodylia; Alligatoridae. Gene Ontology annotation, molecular function: protein binding. The coding region runs from base 663 to 2516 and encodes 617 amino acids.